This is a messenger RNA of Suillus discolor, 1041 nucleotides long. RefSeq lists its product as uncharacterized. Lineage: Eukaryota; Fungi; Basidiomycota; Agaricomycetes; Boletales; Suillaceae. The record is from RefSeq and is a predicted model, not a curated record. The coding region runs from base 1 to 1041 and encodes 346 amino acids. The transcript is spliced from 6 exons.
AUGGCCUCAAUGUUCCCUCUUGCGCUAAUUCAAAGAUUUGUUGUCUCAAAAUCAGUUGACUGCACAGACCUCUCAGCCUCUGAUCAGUUCUUUGACGCUAUCAUACAAAACUCAUUUGUACCCCUCCCAAGAAAUGGGCGCAUUUGGAGGCCAUGCAUUGUGCCUGUACCAGACAAGUCUAACAGAAUUCUGGUACAGAGCUUAAACUACAAUGUAUUCUACGGUUCAAGUCGCCCUUAUAGCCCGCCACUUUCUGAUGUUGAAGAAGAUAAAAUGGAGCAUAUCGUCAUCAAGACCUUGUAUGAUCCACUUGCAUUGGACAACAAGAGCUUCAAGACACCAAAAAACAAAGCAGACAAUGACAUCUGGAGUGCUGAAGAAAGGUCACGAGCUGAGGCGGGUGAGAGGGUAAGAAGUAUUGACAGUUUGCAGGCAAAGCUUGCAACUUUGUAUCGCAAGGGAGUUAAGAGAUCGCAGGACGCGUACUUAAGAAUCCCUAUGGAGAUUAUACCCAAGUGCAUAGCAUGCUCCUGCUUUUUGUAUCAUCAAGAUGACGCUGACACUUCUCAGUCAUCACUUGGACCUGCAUUGUCAAGAUGGUUCACUCAUGGUAUUUGUGUGAACGGCGCUACCGAACCACAUAUGUUCUGCACUCGAGAGGUAGAUGCACAAUCUCCUGGGUGUAAACACUUUCAGGUGAUGCACUUGUCUUGGUACAAUAGGCAUUAUACCUCAGGUAAUGAGGCCCCUAAGGAGGUUCAACUGUGGCUUCUAGAGAAAGAAGCCAUAUGCACUAACCACCAGCAGGUGAUUCCUUACAUAUCAAAGGAUCUGUGUGAACACCAACACAUCUACUCUACAAUCUCACGCGUAUAUGCAGAGCUCUUUGAGUGGGUACAAAACUUGAUGGAGACUUUUCUGCAAGAUGAGUUUGAGAUGCUGAUGGAGGUUGCGUCUGUCUUGCCUGGCAAUCACUCUACGCCUUUCGCGCCCUUCAUAUCUUUGGUCAUCAACAUCAAUGUGAGGACCAAAGCCCAUUGA